This is a messenger RNA of Dovyalis caffra, 627 nucleotides long. The record is from the annotation of a GenBank genome assembly. NCBI's taxonomy places the organism in Eukaryota, Viridiplantae, Streptophyta, Magnoliopsida, Malpighiales, Salicaceae.
AUGUCUGAAGGAAAGAGCAGUACUGACAGUGAUCUGAAGCUGAAGUCAGUGGUCAACUAUGAUGACAGUGGUGACAGAGAAGAAGAUAGAGGAGAUUUGCCUGCUCUUUCAAUUGAGAAGCUAAGCCGUAAAGUUCCCAAAAGGAAACUUCUUAUUCUUUGUCUUGGUGGGCUGCUGUGUCACAGGGUCUGCAUUAAGCGCGGUUCCGGUAAUGUUCGGACAAAGCGCAGACCUGAUGAUGCCUACGGAAGCUUUCAAGGUAUGAGGUCCAAGCUGUUAUUUGCUUGGGACCAAGAAGAAUGUACUGACGCAGGAUUCAAAACCUUGGAGGACAAAAACAAGCCUAUCUUCCUUAAGGAAUUCAAGAAGCUCUCUGCUCUUUCAUGGUGCAAGGGGCAGGAUACUUCCUUAGCCACUUUGCUGAUUGAUAAUGACCCUUACAAAGCACUUCUAAAUCCUGGUGAUCUUCGUGUCUACUUGGAAGGGCUGGCAGAUGAUGAUGAUGUUCCUACCUAUGUGAAGAACCAUCCUUUUGGGAAACCUGAAGUCUCUCCAUUGCAUCCUGACUGGGAUUAUUGCUCCAAGAUCGUUUGUCGUCAUGGCAAGGAAUCGGUUGCUGUCAACUAA